AUGUCAAUUAAAACGCUAACAUUAUAUAAUUUUAAUACCAGUUAUUCAUUUGGUAAAGAGGAGAAAAAAGAAAAAGAACAAUCACUUACAUCAAAAUUAGCACGUUUAAAAGAUUCUUAUGAAAAAGAAGGAUUAAGAAAAGCAGUAGAGGGUAUCAUUAUUAUUCAUGAUCAUGGUCAUCCUCAUAUAUUACUUUUACAAGAUAAUAAUUAUUUUAAAUUACCGGGAGGUAAACUUAAACCAGGAGAAAAUGAAAUUGAUGGACUUAUAAGAAAAUUAACAAAAAAACUAUCACCAACAGGUACUCCUGUAUCAGAUGCACCUUGGGAGAUUGGUGAUCAUGUUUCAACAUGGUGGAGACCAAAUUUUGAACCAUCCCUUUUUCCAUAUAUUCCUUCUCAUAUAACUAAACCAAAAGAAUGUAAAAAACUAUUUGUUGUUACCCUUCCUGAAAAAUGUAAAUUUGCUGUUUCAAAUAAUUUAAGUUUAAUUGCUGUGUCACUUUAUGAAAUUUAUAAUAAUUCUCAAAGAUAUGGUGCUGUAAUUUCAAGUAUUCCUGCACUCAUUAGUAGAUAUACUUUCGUUUAUCUCAAUGUAGAUUAG
This is a messenger RNA of Dictyostelium discoideum AX4, 603 nucleotides long. Its product is annotated as NUDIX hydrolase family protein. The transcript is spliced from 5 exons. The coding region runs from base 1 to 603 and encodes 200 amino acids. The record is from RefSeq and is a predicted model, not a curated record. Lineage: Eukaryota; Evosea; Eumycetozoa; Dictyosteliales; Dictyosteliaceae.